CUUAUUUGGUCUGUUUCAGCUUUUGAAACCGAAAAACACUUCUAAAAGCCGGACCAAACAUAUGUAUAGUAGAUUUCUUUCUCGAUAUAAGUAUAGGAUGAACAAAUAUAGUAGGUUUCCUUCUCGAUUUAAGCUAGAUUUCUUGUAUAGGAUGAAAAUUAAGCUCGUUUCAUCCAACAAGUGGUUUAGCUGAUUAUCAAUAUCUGCUUGUUGCUGCUCCAAGCGUCAGAAUUCAGAAACCCCAACACAUCCUGAGUUCCCGAUACAAAUUAAUCCGAAUUUCCUAUGCCCGUAUCAUCAAGAGAAUGACUAUUUCAGCUUAACGAUAGAAUAAUAACAUCCCUAACCUCUAAUGCCUUCGUGCACGAAUCCUCUCCUAACCUGGCAAGCAAUCAUAUAUUCCUAACCCUAACCGGCGAUCACUAAUACAGAAUUACUUAAUCUCAACCUGCUCACAUGAAGGAACCCAGAAACCAUUUUUCUAUAAUAACCCAGAAACUUGACAACCAAUCACAAUGUAACAGCAGUAGCAAAAAUCACUGAUUCAGAGAUUAAUCAAUGCAGCAGAAUCUUACCAAAUCCAUUUCUCUAAUGGGAUUUUCUAAGAUACGCCUACCAAUUCCAUUUUGAUUACAGUGCUUGGAAGAAGACAAGGAACCCUCCAUCUUCACAUAAAAUAGUUCAUCCAUCCACCCUGGAGUCAACGGGCAUCAUCACUUCCAGAUCCAUUUAUAUUGCUUAUAUAAUCCCCAGGCGCUUGCUCUGUUUUUCUCAUUCAUCACCAGAAACAAAAACAAUGGCGGCUCAUCAUCAUCAUCAUCAUCAGAAGCAGAUAGCCAUCAUCGGAGCAGGAAUCAGCGGCCUCCUCGCCUGCAAGUACGCCCUCUCCAAGGGCUUCAACCCAACAGUCUUCGAAUCCCAAAACGGCGUCGGAGGACUCUGGGCCAACACUCUGCCCACCACCAAGCUCCAAACCCCGAAAUCACUCUACCAAUUCUCCGACUUCCCGUGGCCGGAAUCCGUCGCCACCCAUUUCCCGACCCACGACCAAGUCCUUGAUUACCUCCAAUCCUACGCCGACCACUUCGAACUGACGCAGCACAUCAAAUUCAACACGAAAGUAAUCGGCAUUGAAUACAGGGGAGUUGCAGAGGAGGAAGUGGAGGCGUGGGCGCUCUGCGGCGGAAACGGCGACGUUUUCGGCUCCAGGGGAGGGAAAUGGGAAGUCGAAGUUCGUCGGAGCGAUGGGAGUGAAGAGACUGAAAUGUACGAGGCGGAUUUUGUGAUACUAUGCGUCGGGAAGUACAGCGGCGUGCCGAAUAUCCCCGAUUUUCCUCCUGGGAAAGGGCCUGAAGCUUUUAAGGGGAAGGUGAUUCAUUCGACUCUGUAUUCUGGUUUGGAGGCAGGGGAAAGUGAAAAGCUUGUAAAAGGGAAGAGAGUUGCUGUCGUUGGUUUCCGGAAACAUGCUAUGGAUAUCGCCAUGGAAUGCUCUGGAAUCAACGGGAAGGGAAAUCCGUGCAGGGUGUUGUACAGAACAGAGCGAUGGAGUUUCCCUGAUUGGUUCCCACCAUUCCCAUGCCUGUACCUCAGUCGAUUUUCGGAGCUUUUGAUUCACAAGCCUGGAGAAGGGCUCUUGCUCAGCCUUCUUGCCACAAUUCUGUCCCCAAUCAGAUGGGGGAUCUCCAAGUUCGUGGAAAGGGAAAUCAAGCGCAAGCAUCCAUUGGAGAAACACGGGCUGGUUCCGAAGCAGAGCUUUCUCCAGGAUGAAGGGAUCGAAUUCGAAGGUGGUGAUAAGGAUGAGAACCACCACCAGCAGCAGCAGCCGCCGCCAUUGGAAGCCGACCUGGUGAUACUGGCCACAGGUUUCAAAGGCGAGAAGAAGCUCCAGGACAUUUUUGGAUCGAAACGUUUCCGCGAAAUCAUCGUCGGCCCUCCAAACGCUACCGUUCCACUUUACAGGCAAUGCAUUCCUCCGAGAAUCCCGCAAUUGGCGGUGCUGGGGCACUCGGAGAGCAUCGCGAACCUGUACACGUCGGAGAUGAGGAGCCGGUGGCUGGCGGAGCUUCUCGACGGGAAGUUUAGGCUGCCGGCGAUCGAGAAGAUGGAAGCUGAUGCGGCAAAUUGGGAUGUGUUUUUCAAGGAAUACGCCGGCGAGUCCUAUCACAGGUCAUCCAUUGCCACCGUCCAUGUAUGGUACAACGAUCAGCUGUGCAAGGACAUGGGCUGGAACCCGAGGAGGAAGAAUGGGCUUUGGGCCGAACUGUUCGAGCCUUAUGGCCCAACCGACUACGUUUCUCCUUGAUCAUGUAUUCAUGUUCCAAACGUACAAAUUUGGGUCUUGGGUUUAAUUUAUUUUCUCAUUAAACAGUUGAUUAGUUGCUUUUUCCCCUACAAAUAGCAUGUGAUAAUGAGUUGACUUGUCUCGUCACGUACCAUCACAUGUGUUACCCAACUUGGCCCGCUCUGAAUAUUGGAAAAGUAUGGAUAUUGAUGUACUUGUGUCGCCUGGCCUCAUCGUCAUCACAAGUGACAAUCACCAAUCAAUUUUAAUAUUCGUUCUUGAAUACUUUAGUAGGAGCAAUUCGAUGAUGCACUAUAUGAUUAUUUGACAUGUCAACCACUUCAACAUAGUUAAUGGAGAAGUUAACAGAUGAUUAUUACAGUUGUCUGUCAUCUUUAAAACUAUUGGCUAUUUUAUAACAUUUUGAAUAUAUUACUUUAGUUAUU
Molecule: messenger RNA, 2727 nt
Organism: Linum trigynum
Lineage: Eukaryota; Viridiplantae; Streptophyta; Magnoliopsida; Malpighiales; Linaceae
Source: the annotation of a GenBank genome assembly